Messenger RNA from Aspergillus chevalieri, 1578 nucleotides. RefSeq lists its product as uncharacterized. Gene Ontology annotation, cellular component: nucleus. Lineage: Eukaryota; Fungi; Ascomycota; Eurotiomycetes; Eurotiales; Aspergillaceae. The coding region runs from base 1 to 1578 and encodes 525 amino acids. The transcript has a single exon. Gene Ontology annotation, molecular function: DNA binding. The record is from RefSeq and is a predicted model, not a curated record.
AUGCCACCAAAAUCGCAUACCAAAUCAAAAAAUUCAGUUGAGCAGGAGGGGAGGAUGCUCCUUGCAAUAUCUGCUUUAAACAAUAAUGAAAUAUCCAAUAUUCGUGAAGCAGCACGUGUUUAUAAUGUGCCACGCUCUACUCUCCAAGACCGGCUACGCGGAAAGACAUAUCGGGAUGAGACACGCGCAAAUAAUCAUAAAAUGACUCAAAAUGAAGAGGAAUCGCUUGUACAAUGGAUACUAUCACUUGAUCGACGUGGAGCAGCUCCCCGACCAGCUCAUAUUCAGGAAAUGGCUAAUAUUCUACUCUCAAAGCGGGGCCAUACAACUACAACAACUGUUGGAGAUAAAUGGGUCUAUAACUUUAUCAAACGCCAUGACAUGCUUAAAUCCCGAUUUUCCCGACGCUAUAACUACCAACGUGCUGAGUGUGAAGACCCCAAAAUCAUCAAGGAGUGGUUUGAUCGGGUGCAAAUUACUAUCAUGCAACAUGGGAUUGCGCUUGAAGAUAUCUACAACUUUGAUGAGACAGGAUAUGCAAUGGGCCUUAUAGCUACUGCUAAAGUAGUUACCAGAGCAGAGAUGACUGGCCGGCCCUUUCUUGUACAGCCAGGAAACCGGGAAUGGGUUACAUCUAUCGAGUGUAUCAACUCUACAGGAUGGGCUCUACCACCAUGCAUUAUCUUCAAAGGGAAGGUCCAUAUUGAGGGAUGGUAUCAAGAUGAGGCCUUGCCAAAGGACUGGAGGAUUGAAGUCAGUGAUAACGGAUGGACAACUGAUCAAAUCGGACUACAAUGGCUUCGAAAUACCUUUAUUCCAGCUACAAAUGGCCGUAUGACUGGAAAAUACCGCCUCCUGAUUCUUGAUGGCCAUGGAAGUCAUUUAACACCUCAAUUUGAUGAAAUAUGCAAUCAAAAUGAUAUUAUACCAAUCUGCAUGCCAGCACAUUCAUCGCACCUUCUACAACCUCUUGAUGUGGGCUGUUUCGCGCCUUUGAAGAAGGCAUAUGGCCGUUUGGUUGAGAAUAAGGCACGGCGCAACUUCAACCAUAUUGACAAACUUGACUUUCUUGAGGCCUAUCCACAAGCCCGUACAGAAGUCUUUAAGACUGAGAAUAUCAAAAACAGCUUUGCAGCAGCUGGAUUGGUCCCAUUUAAUCCAGAACGAGUGCUUGAGAAGCUUAAUAUACAGCUUAAGACUCCUACACCACCAGGCAGCCGAUCUACCGAUUCAGCACCUAAAACACCCCACAAUCUCAAGCAACUAGAGAAGCAGGCAUCUACAAUCAAGAAGCUUCUAGGGCAGCGUACAGAGAGUCCUCCGAGCCCAGUAAAUGAUGCAAUAAACCGGCUUGUCAAAGGAUGUGAAAUCCACAUGAAUACCGCAAUCCUUCUCACCAAAGAAGUCCAGGAUUUACAAGCUGCACAUGAGAAAAAGCGGCAACAAAAGAAGCGAUCCAAGCGACAGAUAGCUCAUACAGGUGGCCUGUCUAUCCAAGAAGGCAUAGACCUUAUGCAGCGGAGGAAUGAGGCCCAGGAAGCUGAAGAUACUAUACAGAUGGAGACUGUAACGGGCUAG